Physella acuta is the source of this 2595-nucleotide messenger RNA. Its product is annotated as ras-like GTP-binding protein Rho1. Gene Ontology annotation, molecular function: GTP binding; GTPase activity. Lineage: Eukaryota; Metazoa; Mollusca; Gastropoda; Physidae. Gene Ontology annotation, biological process: small GTPase-mediated signal transduction. The record is from RefSeq and is a predicted model, not a curated record.
AUAGCGCUGGUAUGCAGGUUUUCAUAUCAGUCUGUUCAUGGAAACCCUAGGAAUCCCAGUUCGUUGAAUCAAACUGAAAGAUAACAGUUCCUUCCGUGUAGGGAAAAUUAUACCACACGUGUAGUAGUCCUCGUUUAAAGAGAUUACAGAGAUCAUGUCGAGCCCUAUAAGGAAGAAGCUUGUGAUUGUGGGGGACGGGGCGUGCGGCAAGACGUGUCUGCUCAUCGUCUUCAGCAAGGAUCAGUUCCCUGAGGUCUACGUGCCCACGGUCUUUGAGAACUACGUGGCGGAUAUUGUGGUGGACGGUAAAACGGUGGAGCUAGCACUAUGGGACACGGCGGGUCAGGAAGAUUACGACCGGUUACGUCCCCUGUCAUACCCCGAUACACACGUCAUUCUCCUGUGUUACAGUAUAGACAAUCCCGACAGUCUGGAGAAUGUCUCGGAGAAAUGGACGCCAGAGGUCAAGCAUUUUUGUCCCAACGUGCCGGUCAUCCUAGUUGGCAACAAGAAAGACCUGCGCAACGACCCAGGGACCAUUGAGGAUCUGGCUAGACUCAAACAAAGUCCAGUCAAGGCUGAGGAGGGGCGAGCCAUGGCGGAUAGGAUUGGUGCGGCUGCCUAUGUUGAGUGCUCAGCUCGUACGAAGGAUGGAAUUCGUGAAGUUUUUGAAGUAGCAACCAGACACGCCUUAAAUAUAAGCAAAAGUGGCAAGAGAAAGUUCAAAAAGUGUAGGAUACUCUGAACAUCUUUAAAAGAUUCUUAUGUAAAUUUUUGAAUUGUAAAAAAAAAUUCCUUUAAAGUGUUUCUCUCAAGCAAUAUGAAGGACUAUAAACAUUUUCCGAGGUCAAAUCGUAAAAAGUUUUACUUGGAUGAGAUGAAAAAUCCUUUAGUUGACUUGACAAACAUUCCAUGAAUAUCAAGGAUUAAUUGUGACUCACGUAAGAUAAUGUGUUGUGAAAUUGUAUGUGUGGAAUUAAAAUAUAAAUUCAUGACUUAAAGUAUGUAUGUGAUGAAAUUUUGAAUGUGACAUUUCAAAUGUGCUAUAUGAGGUGUUUUGGUGGAUGUGACAGUAUGUGUGUCUAAAAUACUAAUAUAAGUGAGGUUUUAAAAUUUAGAUCUUUAUGAGGUGUUUUGGUGGAUGUGAGAGUAUGUGUGUCUGACAUACUAAAUUAUAAAUGGUGUUUUAAAAUGUAGAUCUAUAUGAGAUAUUUUGGUGGAUGUGAAAGUAUGUGUGUCUGACAUACUAAAUUAUAAAUGGUGUUUUAAAAUGUAGAUCUAUAUGAGAUAUUUUGGUGGAUGUGAAAGUAUGUGUGUCUGACAUACUAAAUUAUAAAUGGUGUUUUAAAAUGUAGAUCUAUAUGAGAUAUUCUGGUGCAUGUGAGAGUAUGUGUGUCUGACAUACUGAACCUAUGUGAAGUUUUAAAAUGUGAAAUGUUAUAAAUAUAAUGAAUAUGAGAUUAUGUGUGUGACAAACUAAACAUAUGUGAAAUAAAACCAAGAUGUAUAUGUGGCUAAAUGUACGGCACUGAAUCUGUAGAUUUGACUGGGUGUGUUGUUUCUAGUAACAGUUUCAGUAAUUUGGUUUGUUUGUCAACAUUGGGUGACAGCAAAUGGACAAAAUGAUGCCAGUAAAAGGUGUUAAUAUUUUUUUAUGUCUGUAGGCAGUGACUGAGUAAAAUAUCACACAAUGAGUGAGUAAAAUAUCACUUUUUGUCUGUGUGAUGAAUGAAUUAAAACUGUAUGCAGUGAGUGAGUAAAAUAUCACACAAUGUUUGUGAGUGAUAGUUUGUUGGAACUAUAGGACUGAUUGAGUGAUUUCAAAACUUUUUGUCUGUGUGAUGAAUGAAUUAAAUCUGUUUGCAGUGAGUUAGUAAAAUAUUACACAGUGUUUGUGAGUGAUAAGUUUGUUGGAACUGUAGGAAUGAUAUGACUGAGUGAUUUCAACACUUUUUGUCUGUGUGAUGAAUGAAUUUUCAUUAAAUCUGAAUGCACAAGAUAACUAAACUAUUACAUAUUAUGUGUGAGUGAUGAAUUCGUUGGAGCUGUGUAAUCUUAUGAAUGAGUGAUUUCAACACACUUUUUGUGUGAUGAAUUUAUGAAAUGUGAAUGAAUUUAUUAGAUCUGAAUGCAGUGAGUGACUAAAAUAUAAAAGUAUUUGUGAAUGAUGAACUUUGGAGCUGUAAGAAUCUGAUGACUGAGUGAUUUGAACCCACUUUGUGUGACGAAUGAAUUAGUUCUGAAUGCAGUGGAUGACUACCAGUCUUGUAUUAACUUCCCAUGUUGAUAUUUUGCAGUACAUGAGUUGAACCUUACUGUGAUAUUUAUUGUUUAUUUUCUAAACAAUUACUUGUACAUAGCUCUGUUGCACCGGAUGUAAGCCAUAUUACGUCAGUAAACGAGAGAGACAGCAUUGACUGAAUGAGGAGAGGUCUGGUCAGAUUCAAGUCAUAUCUAGUUGUAAUGCUAGUUUUAACUAUGGACCAAUUGCAAUGAAGAUAUUUCAAUACUGAGAUAUGAUUCAUAUUCAUGCUUGCUUGUUUUAUACUUGUAUGCAAUUACAUCAUUGACUGUAUUGAAAAUAAAGCCAAAAAU